Argiope bruennichi is the source of this 3113-nucleotide messenger RNA. RefSeq names its product zinc finger protein 91-like. Gene Ontology annotation, molecular function: RNA polymerase II cis-regulatory region sequence-specific DNA binding; DNA-binding transcription factor activity. Gene Ontology annotation, biological process: regulation of transcription by RNA polymerase II. The transcript has 2 exons. The record is from RefSeq and is a predicted model, not a curated record. NCBI's taxonomy places the organism in Eukaryota, Metazoa, Arthropoda, Arachnida, Araneae, Araneidae. The coding region runs from base 622 to 2676 and encodes 684 amino acids.
AAAUCAUAAUUAAUACAAUUCCGUCAUUGGCGCAUGACAUUAAAAUAAUUGUAAGUGUAUUGAAACAAUGAACUAGAAGAAAUACGUCGCUUCCAAAACAGUGAGAGGAGAUACAUCUCAAAUUUAAAUUCAAAAAGGUUUCGAUCAAAACACCAUGAAAAUUAUGAUAAAACAAAUGAAAUUACAAGUAAUAUUUCCUUUGAGCAAACUGGUUCAACCAAGAUAUUGUAAAGAAAGUUAUAUAAGUGUAAUAAACGUUUACUCAUCAACCAAAAAUUUGCUUUCUCAUGAGCUGAAUGGUACAGAAAAAAGAAGGUCCUUUUGAUUGGAAAAUACAAUGACAAUAUCUGCUGCCUCAUGUAAAAUUUCAUUCAUAAAUUUGUGGCAGAAGUUGUAGACAAUUUUUCCGGCAACUGAUAACAGCAAAUUUUUUAUAAAACACGAUUUCAAAAGACUUUAGUAUGCUUUAUGAAAGUAUAGUAAUGAAGUCCUACAGUAAUCCAUUUUCAGAUAAAAGCAAUUUCAGAUGAAAUUUAUGCUCUUUAAACAGAGAAACUGUGUGUCAGCAAGAUGUAAAGUGAAGAACUUUUUCUGCAGCAGUAUUUACAGCCACAUUUACUGAUGUGCACAAACCAGAAACCGUAUAUAUGCGAUACAUGUUCUAUGACAUUUUUUGAAAUGGGCACUUUACGGAAGCAUUUACUAACGCAUACGGAAGUGAAAUCAUAUCACUGCGAGAUGUGCAAUAAUGCGUUUUUUCAAAAGGCCGACUUAAAGAGUCAUUUACUGAUACAUACGAAACAGAAACUGUAUCCUUGCGAGAUUUGCAAUAAAGCAUUUUCUCGAAUGUACGGUUUAAAGAGACAUUUACGGAUACAUACAGGUGAGAAACCAUAUCCUUGUGAGAUUUGCAAUGACGCGUUUUUUCGAAAAGAUGACUUAAAGACACAUUUACUGAAACAUACGAAAGAGAAACCGUAUUGUUGCGAGAUUUGUAAUAAAGCGUUUUCUCUAAAGAGCAGUUUAAAGGGACAUUUAUUGACGCAUACAAAAGAGAAACUGUAUAAUUGCGAGAUUUGUAAUAAAGCGUUUUCUCUAAAGAGCAAUUUAAAGAGACAUUUAUUGACGCAUACAAAAGAGAAACUGUAUCCUUGCGACAUUUGCAAUGAAGCAUUUUCUCGAAUGGAUGGUUUAAAGAGACAUUUACUGAUACAUACAGGUGAGAAACAAUAUCCUUGUGAGAUUUGCAAUGACGCGUUUUUUCGAAAAGAUGACUUAAAGACACAUUUACUGAAACAUACGAAAGAGAAACCGUAUUCUUGCGAGAUUUGUAAUAAAGCGUUUUCACAGAAGAUUCGUUUAAAGAGACAUUUACUAGCACAUACGAAGAAGAAACCGUAUUCUUGCGAGAUUUGUAAUAAAGCGUUUUCUCAGAAGUUUAAUUUAAAGAAACAUUUACUGUCACAUACGGGAGAGAAACCAUAUGUCUGUAGUAUUUGCAAUAAAGCGUUUUCUCAGAAAUAUUUUUUAGAGAAUCAUUUACUAACACAUACAAGAGAGAAACCAUAUAGCUGCGAGAUGUGCAAUAAUGCGUUUUCUCAAAAGGCCGACUUAAAGAGUCAUUUACUGAUACAUACGAAACAGAAAUUGUAUCCUUGCGAGAUUUGCAAUAAAGCAUUUUCUCGAAUGUACGGUUUAAACAGACAUUUACGGAUACAUACAGGUGAGAAACCAUAUCCUUGUGAGAUUUGCAAUGACGCGUUUUUUCGAAAAGAUGACUUAAAGACACAUUUACUGAAACAUACGAAAGAGAAACCGUAUUCUUGCGAGAUUUGUAAUAAAGCGUUUUCUCUAAAGAGAAAUUUAAAGAGACAUUUAUUGAUGCACACAAAAGAGAAACUGUAUAAUUGCGAGAUUUGUAAUAAAGCGUUUUCUCAGAAGGUUCAUUUAAAGAAACAUUUACUGUCACAUACGAGAGAGAAACAGUAUGUCUGUAGUAUUUGCAAUAAAGCGUUUUCUCAGAAGUAUUUUUUGGAGAAUCAUUUACUAACACAUACAGGUGAAAAACCGUAUCCUUGUGAGAUUUGCAAUGACGCGUUUUUUCGAAAAGAUAGCUUAAAGACACAUUUACUGAAACAUACGAAAGAGAAACUGUAUUCUUGCGAGAUUUGUAAUAAAGCGUUUUCUCAGAAGAUUCGUUUAAAGAGACAUUUACUACCACAUACGAAGAAGAAACCGUAUUCUUGCGAGAUUUGUAAUAAAGCGUUUUCUCAGAAGGUUAAUUUAAAGAAACAUUUACUGUCACAUACGGGUGAGAAACCAUAUGUCUGUAGUAUUUGCAAUAAAGCGUUUUCUCAGAAAUAUUAUUUAGAGAAUCAUUUACUAACACAUACAGGAGAGAAACCAUAUAGCUGCGAGAUCUGCAAUGAAGCGUUUUCUCAAAAGAGCAACUUAAAGAGACAUUUUUUGACGCAUACAAAAGAGAAACUGUAUAAUUGCGAUAUUUGUAAUAAAGCGUUUUCUCAAAAGGCUCAUUUAAAGACACAUUUACUAACACAUACGGGAGAGAAACCAUAUGUGUGUGAUUUAUGCAGUAAUGCGUAUUCUAAAAAGGCGAACUUAAACAAACAUUUAAUGACUCAUACUAAAGAAAAACCGCAUGCUCUUGAUUUAUGAAAUAAUAUGUAUUCUCUAUAGGAAAAUUGAAAAAAAAAAGAAAAAAACAUUUAUUGACUUAUGCGAAAGAAAGGCCUUUUUUUCGUGAUGAGUGUCAUACGCUAUUUUCUGAUCGAAACAAUUUAAACAGAUAUUUCGUGGCACAUACGAACAAGAAACGUAUGCCUGCGAUAAGUGCUACAAGGUAUUUUCUGAUCAGACUACUUUAAAGAGACAUUUACUACAAAAUAGUAGACACAACAAAUAGACUUUAAAUGUAUCUGUGUAUUGUGUUUAUUAGAGGUUUUUCUCCCGCAUAUUGAAUGUAUAAGUUUUUGAAAUCUGUAAAAUAACUGAUUCUUUGUAUUCAUAUGGAAGAGAAAACUCGUGCUUGAACCUAAACAAUAAAGUGUUUUUUGAAUCAUUUACAAACACAUACAGGAGAGAAACCAUAUCGC